AUGAUUGAAGACAAUAAGGAAAAUAAAGACCAUUCCUUACAAAGAGGAAGAGCAACUCUCAUUUUUUCCUUGAAGAAUGAAGUUGGUGGACUUAUAAAAGCACUGAAAAUCUUCCAGGAGAAGCAUGUGAACCUGUUACAUAUUGAGUCCCAAAAAUCAAAGAGAAGAAACUCAGAAUUUGAGAUUUUUGUUGACUGUGAUAUCAACAGAGAACAAUUGAAUGACAUUUUUCAUCUGUUGAAGUCCCGUACUAACGUUCUCUCUGUGAAUCCACCAGACAAUUUUACUGUGAAGGAAGAUGGUAUGGAAACUGUUCCUUGGUUUCCAAAGAAGAUUCCUGACCUGGACCAUUGUGCCAACAGAGUUCUGAUGUAUAGUUCUGAACUGGAUGCAGAUCAUCCUGGCUUCAAAGACAAUGUCUACCAUAAAAGACGGAAGUAUUUUGCAGACUUGGCUAUGAACUAUAAACAUGGAGACCCCAUUCCCAAGGUUGAAUUCACUGAAGAGGAGAUUAAGACCUGGGGAACUGUAUUCCAAGAGCUCAACAAACUUUACCCAACCCAUGCCUGCAGAGAGUAUCUCAAAAACUUACCUUUGCUUUCUAAAUAUUGUGGAUACCGGGAAGAUAAUAUCCCACAAUGGGAAGAUGUCUCAAACUUUUUAAAAGAGCGCACGGUUUUUUCCAUCCGUCCUGUGGCUGGUUACUUAUCACCAAGAGAUUUCUUAUCAGGUUUAGCCUUCCGGGUUUUUCACUGCACACAGUAAGUGAGACACAGUUCAGACCCAUUCUAUACCCCAGAGCCAGAUACUUGCCAUGAACUCUUAGGUCAUGUCCCCCUUUUGGCUGAACCUGGUUUUGCGCAAUUCUCCCAAGAAAUUGGCCUGGCUUCCCUUGGAGCUUCAGAGGAGGCUGUUCAAAAACUGGCAACGUGCUACUUUUUCACUGUGGAGUUUGGUCUCUGUAAACAAGAUGGGCAGUUGCGAGUCUUUGGUGCUGGAUUACUUUCUUCUAUCAGUGAACUUAAGCAUUCACCUUCUAGACAUGCCAAAGUAAAGCCCUUUGAUCCCAAGAUUACCUGCAAACAGGAGUGUCUCAUCACAACUUUUCAGGAUGUCUCCUUUGUAUCUGAAAGCUUUGAAGAUGCAAAGGAGAAGAUGAGAGAAUUUACCAAAACAAUUAAGCGUCCAUUUGGAGUGAAGUAUAAUCCAUACACACGGAGUAUUCAGAUCUUGAAAGACACCAAGAGCAUAACCAGCGCCAUGAAUGAGCUGCAGCAUGAUCUCGAUGUCAUCAUUGAUGCCUUUUCGAAGGUCAGCAGACAGCCAAGCAUCUGA
Messenger RNA from Zalophus californianus (California sea lion), 1335 nucleotides. Its product is annotated as tryptophan 5-hydroxylase 1-like. Gene Ontology annotation, cellular component: neuron projection. Gene Ontology annotation, molecular function: tryptophan 5-monooxygenase activity; iron ion binding. Gene Ontology annotation, biological process: aromatic amino acid metabolic process; serotonin biosynthetic process. NCBI's taxonomy places the organism in Eukaryota, Metazoa, Chordata, Mammalia, Carnivora, Otariidae. The record is from RefSeq and is a predicted model, not a curated record.